Messenger RNA from Gregarina niphandrodes, 990 nucleotides. Its product is annotated as putative oocyst wall protein. Lineage: Eukaryota; Apicomplexa; Conoidasida; Eugregarinorida; Gregarinidae. Bases 1 to 990 code for a protein of 329 amino acids. The transcript has a single exon. The record is from RefSeq and is a predicted model, not a curated record.
AUGCGCUCGGUGUUCGUUGCUGCUUUGAUCGGUUCGGCCGUGGCUCAGAAGGGCAGACAGUCAAGUGACCCCGUGUACACUUGCCCUGCCGGGUUCAACCUGAACGGCAAGAUCUGUGAGAGACAGACCACUGCGCAGCCUCAGCUGAUCUGCCACCAGGGCGUCUUGAGCGGCUUGGAGUGUCUGACUGAGACCCCCAAGUCCACGAGAUGUCCGCCGGGUACCCUGCAGUCGGGCAAGCAGUGCAUUACCUCUCAAGAGUUCCCUCCUGUGAAGGUGUGCCCCACCGGAUUUGUUGAGACCCUCGCUGGGUGUGAGGCCCAACAGCCGCUGCCCCUCAUUGAGGUGUGCGAAAUCGGCUCCAGGGAAGGCCCCGAGUGCGUGACCGCCGAGACGGCCCCGUACGUCGUGAGCCAGAAGUGUCCUCCCGGCUUCGAGGAGGCAGCCAAGGGCGGCUGCUGGAAGAAGACCACCUACGAUUGCACUCCCGCUUUCGCCGGUAAGGGCGGACUCCGCGGCCUGAUCGGCGAACUCGGCGUUGCCCCUGCAAACGCCAAGGCACAGGUCAUCAAACAGACCUGCGAGCGCAAGGAGGCUGCUCCUUACCUCACCGACAAGGUCUGCCCCGCCGGCUUCGAGGACAACGGCAUCAACGGCUGCAUCAAGAAGCACUUCCACCCCGUCAUCACCAAGUGCUCCAACGGUGGCGCUGCCUCCCAGUGCUUCACCACCCGCACCGUGCCCUUCGAACAAGAGUGCGAAACCGGCGUCAUGACCGGCAAGAUGUGCCGCAUUCAGAAGACCGUCGCGCCCGAGACCUUCUGCGCCACUGGCUAUGACAACGGCCAAGCUUGCGUCCAAGCCCACCCCACCGCUCCCGUCUGCGCACCGGGUCUUACCCUCACCGGCGGUCUCUGCGUCGGCUCGGAAACCGCUCAACCCGAAGUUACAGUGACUCUGACCUGCACUGGCAAGAACUGCCACCACUAG